AUGUUCCUAGAGUUUUAUUGCCGGUAUUUAAUAAUUUUGCUGUAAAUUUCACGCUUGAAGUUACUGACGGUGCUUGCUACAAAUGGUAACUAUCAUUUCUUUUAUAAUUAACUCUGUUGCUCUCUUAUUUGUAAUUCAAUCUUCUAGUUCAUACGUUUGAUGUUAAAUCAAUUCUUUUUAGAAUUAUAUUUUUCAUGUCAAAUUUUUUAUUCUUUCUUACUUAUUUUAGUACUACAAUUUCUGAUAUACUUUGUUGUAGUGUUAUUUUUGAAAUAAAAUGUUAUUUGAUAACAGGUCAACAUCACGAUUAGAUAUUAUCCAAUUGAUUCCUAUAAAUGAAAAUGUCGAAAGGACUUGUUCUUCUGCUAUAUUGAUUCAAACAAUAACAAGAGAGUCCACUAGAAACACUGCAAUAGUAUUGGCAGAAGAUGCUAACAACGGACAGUUCUUAAGAUGUGAUGUUAUAGUUGACGUAAUUUUUUCUUUAAAUCUUGUGACAACUACAAGAGAAUUGUACAUUGAAGAAGCACCAGAAGCAUUCGAAGUACGUGCUUAUGAUGAACAAGGAAAUGAAUUUACAACUCUUGCUGGAGUAGAAUUUCUUUGGAGCAUAGACAAUGCUGAUAAGUAUAUGCCAGACUCUAAAGCACCAAAUGCUAUUUUAAGAUUUAUGACUUAUCUGGAAUCACAAUAUGAAACUCCGCCAACAGUUGCUGCAUUAGAUGCAAUUGGUAAGAAAGGUCAUAUUGUGUUGCUGGAAGGAAUAAAAACUGGUACAGCAAAGGUUUCUGUGAAAUUACCUUAUCCAGAAUAUAAACACGUUCCACCAAUAGAAGUUGAAUUAAUUGUAAUAGCUAAUUUAAUUAUUAUUCCAUCAGACACAACAGUUAUGGCAUAUGAUAGUUUCAAGUAUAAAAUAAUGCAAGUUCGUCAAGGUCGUUUAGAAGAAAUAAGUUUGCCAUCUAGCCAAUAUUAUCUAGAAGCAGAAAAUCCUAACAUAUUAGAAAUUGAUAAUGAUCGUGAUUUUGCAUAUGCUAAAUCUUUAGGACGUACCAAAGUAUUUUUACAUGACAAAAAUGUACGUGAUGAAUAUCCUGUUAUUUUGCCAUCUGCUACAGUUAAUGUAAAUGAUGUAGCGUAUAUAAUGCUUACUGUUUUACCCAAUAGAAAUUGGGGUUUAGUACUUGGUCAUACUCAUGAAAUUGUUGUUGAAUUAUAUGACAACAAAGAUCAUAAAUUUCACAUUGGAGAAGGUGUUGAGGUGUCAGUGAAAUUAAAUGAAUAUUACUUUGAACCAAAAUUGAUAACGCAAAACGGUACAUAUAUUGUCGGUGUACCUGUCACAUGUGGAACAAUGACUGUUGAAGCUACUCUUUAUGGCAUAAUUGAUAAACAUGGUAAAAAAGUCUCUCUUGCUUCACAUCCUACUACAAGAGCUGAGCUUUUAAUUCAUACUCCUGUUAUUAUACAACCUAAAAUAUUGGCAGUUCCAUGGGAUUUUAAAGCUAAAUCGAGAUAUGAUAUUGUAUUAAAAGCAAGUGGAGGAGAUGGAUCGUAUGUAUGGUCAAGCAAACAUCCUUCUAUAGCAACAAUUUCUCAAAAUGGAGGAAUGAGGAUUUUAGCAGCUGGUGUAACAGAAAUAAAUGUUGCUAUGACAAGAAAUCAGUAUAAUAAAGAUACCGCAAGAGUAUAUGUAUUACCACCAUCCAAAGUAAAAAUAAUUGAAUACAGUAUGGAAGCUGCUGUAGGAGAACAAAUUUUUCUUCACAUUGCAUUAUAUGGAAGAUUAAUUAAUGGAACAGAUUCUAAAGAAAUUCCUUUUAAUGACUGCAGAGAUAUUAAUUUUGAAAUAUACAUUCCAGAUGGCAAUUUUGUACAAAACAAUAGUAGUGCCAUAGAACCUGCCAUAGGUAUUGCAUGUGCAGUUAUAGCAAUUACUAGUGUAGAUAUUGGAACAUCCGAAGUAACAGUAGGAUAUAAUGCAAAUGGUCAAUAUUUGACUGAUAAUGUUACUGUGUCGGCCUAUGAACCUUUAAUAGCAAUACAUCCAAGCAAUAAGGAAACUUUAUUAACAGUGGGUUCAUCAAGAAAAAUAAUUUUUAGAGGUGGACCCCAUCCAUGGUCUAACAAGCCUCAAAGUUAUUCACGAAAAAUUCAAGUAUCUGAGAAAAAAAUUGUUGAUGUAAUAGAAUAUUCUGAUUCUUCAGCUGGAUUAUACGAUAUAUCCAUUUUUGAAGUAAUGUGUCGUAGCCUUGGAGAAGUGGAUGUAACAUAUACGAUUUCAAAUAUUCCUCUACUGCCAAAUUGUAAAAGUACAUAUGCAUUUGAAACGAUUAAAGUGAUUUGUGGCAAACCCAGACAUAUUUAUCUUCAACCUGAAUUUAAAGAUAGUAAGAAUUGCCCUAUUAGCAAUAUUAAUACAGAAAGAAUAAUGGCACAUAGCGACAAAAAUUUAAAGCUUAUUACAGUGAUAAAAGACGAGGAAGGUAGAACAUUCGAUAAUAUAACGAGUUUACGCAUUGAAUGGAAUUUGAAACCCUCGACUAUAGGUUUCGUAGAAAUGCCUUCUGGUUCUAUAGAGGGAACAAUUAUAGAUAUGAAUGUUAUUUUACCAAAAAAUUACUAUCAGAAUGUCAUCUUUAAAAAACAUUCUGGUACUCUUGCAUUAACAGCUACAGUUACGGGUUAUCAAAAAUAUAUAUUGAGUAAAUUAAAAAUAAUACCAGAAUGGCCACCAUUCGCAAUUGAAACUGAAAGAAAAAUCUAUGAAACGCCUCUUAUAGAAACUUCUGUGGAAAUAGUUUUAGUCAAUGAUACAUCUGUUACUCCUGAUAAAUUAAUGGUAUUAAAUGAUCCUACCGCAAAAUAUUACUUACAAGUGAGCCAAGGCUCUGGUUAUUAUGAAUUUGUAUUGAGUUCAGAUGAUAUUGCAGAAGUUCGAUACAUAGAGUCAACAAAAGCAAUUAGCUUUAUUCCAAAAAAAUCUGGAGUACUUCAUUUAUCAUUAGUAGAUCUUUGUUUGCCUUCAAAGCCAGCUGAAGUUACAAUUGAAAUACAACAACUUGCCAUAAUAGAAAUAGAAACAGUGAAUAAAAUUGAAAAAGGAAAGUGCAUAGUAGCUGCAUUAAAACUUUACGACACAAAUGGCCAUGCUAUAAAAUUACCAUCUCUAAAUGCUCUAGAUUUUAAAGCAGAAAUCGAUAAUGAAUGCAUAGAAGUUAAACAAUUACCUGCUAGUGAACAUGGUAAUUCUCCUUAUAAUCAAUUGUUAUAUAUGAUAUAUGGAAUGGCAGAAGGAGAGUCUCAAUUAAUUUUUGUCAGUAAAGGUGGUGAAAAAGAGAUACAGAGUGAAUCAGCAACUAUUCAAGUCUUCCUUCCUUUAAGAGUUUUUCCGAAAAAUUUAACAAUAUUAGUAGGAACUGUUUAUCAAGUACAAACAAUAGGAGGACCAUCAAAUGCAGAAAUUGAAUUCUCUACUGAAAAUAAUGAUAUUCUAAAUAUUGAUCAUAAUGGUAUAUUCGAAGGAAAAUUAGUUGGGCAAAUAAAAAUUAUUGUUAGAGCCAUUGGUCUUAAUGCUAAAGGCAACAAAGUUAUUUAUUCUGAAGACCAUGCUGACAUACAUGUGUUACAUCUUGAAGGAGUUAAAAUUGUUGUACCAACAAGUAGAGUUAAAGUAGGUGCAAUAUUUCCACUUUGGGCCUUUGGUAUCCCAGAACAUUUAACUCCUCUUAUAAUAGGUUCUAUGCAGUUACCAUUGACUUUUAUGUGGUCAUCUAGUGAUUCUAAUUUAGUGACAUUGCACAAUAUGUAUGAAGGCACUGGCAUUAACAUCAGAUACCAAAAUGAGGUAUCUUUGAGGGCCAAAGCAGUUGGCCCUGGAUUAGCAACUAUUUAUUUAAAUGUUACAAUGCCAUCUAAUAUAUUAACUGGUUUUAAAGGUGAUGUAACAUAUACUACAUUUGUGAAAGUUGAAAUUUUUGAGGAAUUGCGUUUAAUGCACUUGGGACUACCUUUGAAUGCACCAGUCAUAUUAAUGUCUCCAAAUUCUGUCUUGAAAUUAGAAACAAAUCGUGACAAGCAUGGUUCAACUCUUUAUAAAGUAUUAUCUACUAUACAUGGAAAUGAUUCAAUGGAUUUACAGGCUUUAACACUUGCGUCUAAAACUGUUACUAUUGAUAAAAAUGGCAUCAUAAAAGCCGGCGAGACUAUUGGAAAAAUAAUUAUUUCUAUUACAAACACUGAAGCAUAUAAUUUAAAACAAUCACUAACAGUUAUUGUUGAAGUUAAACCUAUUCAUUAUAUGAUGUUAUCUUUAAAAUCAAUUUUACGUAUUCGAAAUGGAGAAGAAUUGAAUAUGUUACCGAAAGGUAUGGAAUUGGACUAUGUUCUCGAAUAUUAUGACAAUAUUGGAACAAAGUUUCAUGCCGUUGAAGUUGAUGCUAAAACUAUAUUAAAUCGAGUGGAUCUUGUAUCAUUUACUAGAAAUUCUGAAAAUAUAGUUACUGCAAAAUUCAUUGAGAAUGGAGAUCUUGUUGUAAAAGUAUACAAUGAAAAAUAUCCUAAUGCAAUGUUUGAUUAUGUACAUAUGAUGAUUGGUGAUAUAGUUUUUCCUACAAAGACUACACUAACAGUAGGCGACAUAGUGUGCUUUUCAAUGCCACUUCUAUCUUUUGAUGGCGAUCCAGGUUAUUGGCAAUCUUCUGCUCCUGAAAUAUUAACUGUAGAUCCUAUUACAGGAAUAGGUCGAGCAAAGAACAUUGGUUAUGCAGUAGUAAAACAUAGUCUUGCAACUCAUAUGCAAGGUGAAAUAGAAGUUCAUAUUCAACCUAUUGCAAAGGUGUCGAUUGUACCAUUAAGAGGCCGAAAUAUUACUGGAACUGAAAUUUUUAGUGUUCCUGUUGUACUUAAGAGUAAAGAUGAACAAGUUAAAGAAAAUAAUAUCCUGUCUAGAGGUUUAGGUGGUUGUAGAACGUUCAGUUCAUUUACUUUAAAUUCAUUUCCUUACACAUGUAAUAUACAGUUCGUUUCAUCGACUUCAUCUAUUGGAGUAAAAGAUCUGUUUCUUGUCAAACCGCGGUUUGAUAUUGCGACUGGUUUUUAUUAUUGUGAUAUACUUCCAAUGGGUUCUCCAAAUAUAAUUUCUAGUACAUUAGAAAGUCGUAUUCAAAUAAGUGCACAAAGUAAAGAUAUUGAAGCUUUGCCUUUAGAAAUUGAUGUACCAGAUGGAAUGACUAUAAGUGCUCGACAGUUUAUUUCAAAAUCUACAAUACAAUAUAAACUUCGUUUGAUGCAUAAUCAGGAAGAAAUCCAAGGCCAAAAAGUUAUUAUUGCAAAUGAUAUUACAAAGCAGAAUAUAUCCCUUUUCGUACGUGUAACAAAAUAUGAAAAUUUCAUACCAUUAUCUGGAAUCCACUGGGUAGAUUAUAUGUAUUUCCAUCGUUAUACAUUUGGAACAUUUGCUGUUGUUGUAAUUACUUUUUUUUAUACUGAUAAAUGCCCUCCUCAAUUGAAAAAGACUAGUACACCCUGUUCACCUCCAUUAAAUACAACUAUGUCAACUCCAAGAACUCCAGUUACACCGACAAGAUUUUCAUUUUCUGCAUUUGAUCCAGUUUAUGGUGAUCCUCGUGGUCUCUAUUCGACAAGUAAACGAAAUAGAUCAUUGAAUACCUAAAAAGACAUAAUAAAAGUAGUUUCAAUUUAAGGAUGCAUUGUACAGUGUACUUAUAAUCUUAAUUACAUUUACUUUUAAAGAAACAUUCGACUGUCAAACUAGUGCCUUAUUGUCGUAAUUUCUAAUUCUUUUAUAAUUUAUAUUGUAAGAUUAAUUAUUGUUUAUAUUAUUUAUGUCUAAUAGCAAUACACUGAAUGUAUAA
Molecule: messenger RNA, 5876 nt
Organism: Heterotrigona itama
Lineage: Eukaryota; Metazoa; Arthropoda; Insecta; Hymenoptera; Apidae
Source: the annotation of a GenBank genome assembly